CUAUGUCGACUGGGCGUGACAUGGGGACAAGAGUGGAGGUUUGCUCAUAUGUGCAGCCCAGAAAGGGACAUGUGCCAAACUACUGGAUGAUGAGUCGGCUGAGAAAAAUUGGUGGGAGACCACCCACACACAAAGAGUAUAAACUUGCACAACUGUAUAUGGUAGCAAAGUACAGUGCAAGUGAGAGCUCGGGAGAUGAUGGAGAUGGCGUGGAGGUUCUCAAGAAUGAACCGUUUCAGGAUGGGGACAAGCAAGGCCAAUACACACACAAAAUCUACCAUCUGGCCAACAAGCUGCCCAGCUGGCUGGUCACUCUACUUCCCCGAAAGGCGCUGAUGCUGGAGGAGGAGGCAUGGAAUGCUUAUCCCCAUUGUAUCACAGUCCUGAAGUGUCCAUUCUUCAACAAAUUCAAGCUCAUCUUGGAGAGCAAUCAUAUUUCAGACCGGGGGGAAACCGACAAUGCCCUCAACCUGGAUCCAAAGACCAUCAAGAAACGCCAGGUGGAGUGUCUCGAUAUCGCUAUAGAUCCAGUCGAGAAGUAUGUGGAAGACGAGGAUCCUACAAAGUUCAAGUCGAAGAAGACGGGCCGUGGGCCGCUUACGGAGGGAUGGCAGCAAACUUGUGAACCGGUCAUGUGUGCAUACAAGCUGGUUACUGUCGAUGUACCGUAUUGGGGCUUUGGAUCGAAGGUUGAGAGGUUCAUUUCAAAGACAGCUCAGAGGAAGGUUUUGCUGGAGGGACAUCGGAAGUGCUUUUGUUGGCUCGAUGAAUGGUUUGGGCUCACAAUGGAUGACAUUCGAAGGAUGGAGCAAGAGACUGCAGAAGCAAUCGCAAGGGCGAGACAGUUGAUGAAAGUGCAAGCAGAAGCGCACACGCCUUCGGGCGCUGGUCCCAUGCUUACUGAUACUGGAGAUCAGCUGCCUCAGAUUCCAGAGACGGAAGUUCUGGAUGAGACAGUUACCCCUGCAAGUACUGUUGCAGAUCCAGACACACAACAGUUCACGCAGCGGAGAAGGGAGGUGGAAGCUGUUGCUGAUAAGCCACCGUCCACCCCUCACCUACAUUCUACCCCUCGUGAUGGUCAGGCCCGAGCCUCUAACAAGGACCAGAGUCCCAGGUAUUCCCGACGUCCAAGCUUGGUUGGACCUGCUGUGGCUGUUGGCAUCAACACAAUGAGCGCUUCAGACUCGGUAAAUUCUGCAAGCGAGGGCCAAGGCACUUCUGUCCCAACGCCCCCCAGCAGUGCUACCGCGCAUACAAUGACCCCUGUGAAUGCAGAAGGGGACAAGUUGGAGCCAAGCAAAGACACGCGAAGGUCGUCGGGCGACUCGUUGCCAUCCAGCUCUGUUUACCAACAAAGUUCCUUAGUGGAAUCGAACUCUUACGGCAGUCUCCACUACAACAGCUCUUAUAACGACUUCUCGAUAGGAGGGUCAUCGAACGACUUGCUCUACAACGGGGAGCUUUCAAGAUCAGCCAGCGAUGAGACAGGUGGGUAUUCGUCAGAGACGAAAAAGUGUCUAGAAAUACUUGAACGGGCGAUUGCGCUAACCAAGGGAAAGACGAAGAACAUGGCCAACGGAUCACGGUCAAGCUCCCUUAACGGAAGUAGCAGAGCAAUGUCGAAUGGGGGAAUCUCUUUUGACAGAGGCUCAAGCAGUUACUCGAAGUUGUCUUCGACCAGGCAGCCAGGAAGUAGUUCGGCCUCUGUGUCGUCGAAACAAGACGAGCCAUACGGCGUGGACUAUUACAUCUCUGUGAUUGACCAGGCCAUUGCAGUGCUGAAGGGCUCUAGAUAGAGGCGAACUUUCCCCCUUCUUGCUCCGUCAUCUUUUGCGGAGCUGCGUCGUUCUCUGCCUCUCCCAGAAGGAAAUCUCUGCGGUGCGUUGUCCUGUGCUCACCUGGCACGACUUCCUGUUUGUGACAUCGUCUCGUUCGCCUUGUCAAUCAGGAUGGGGGAGGCUGAGAUGUUCAGGUGGCCAGAGUGUCCUGUGAUCAGCAAAGAGGAGAUGAAGGGAGGGGAGAGGAGGGGAGGGGAGAGGGGAGGGGAGGAGGAGAGCAGGCGUAGAGAACGGUGGAGAAGAGGAGAGGAGAGGGGCCAGAAGGGCACUGAGAAAAGGCGUUCGUUGCAAGGAAUUACCAUCUACAGUUUUCCGUCAAUGCUUGAGAAUGUAGUUUUUCAGCUGUGCGCUCUCGUUCUUUUCGUAAGGUCGUCCCUUGGUUCUAGAUUGUGGAGUUUUGGAGAGAACGGUUAAUUUGCAGCUGGGAAGGGGAGGAGGAGAGCAGGCGAAGAGAACGGUUGAUUUGCAGCUGUCAAUGCAUAGCCCUCUCAGUUGUGUGCUAUGCAGAGGGACGCACAUAGGACAGGGUCUUACCUGCUCCUCAGUGUCCCUUGUGUUUUGGAGUCUUGGUUCUCUCAGCUGCUGGACGCCUUAGCUUUUUCAGUCGUUCUCUCUGCUGUUAUGGAAAUGCACCUGGUCCAGUUUAUGAGAUGGAGGGAACAGAAUACGUGAGAGGUGGUGUGAAAUGCAAGACAACGGUUGGUCUGUCAUUACUGUUGCAAAUCAACGGCCCGCAGUCUAUAUUCGAAAUGCCUUGUCGUUGAGCGAGCGUGUAAGCUUUGCUUCUUCAGGAAGGCCUCUGCUCUGUCAUUUGUCCUCUUGAACGAUCAGAUUAUUUUGUGAUGGUGUCUAUAUGGCAGCUGUGGAUAUGAGGGUGCCAAAUGUGAGGAGGAGGAGCUGUAUGGACACUGAAGAGGAGGAGAAGCUCUACCACAUCCUUGGAAACGUGGUCAGGGAAACUGCCUUCUUCCUGUCCUUGUAUCUGUAUUUGGCCUGAAAGGUGCACUAAAUACACCGGUCUAAUUGACCAGGUGCUGCAUUCAGGGGAAUAAGCUAUCCGUAACUGCCUUACAGAAGAACACGACCUGCACGGAAAACGCUAUGUCAUGGUUUGAACGGGAUCGACACUCGACACACAAGCUGACUGAAGCUCAAUUCUCUUGGCUUUUGCGAUUGAUUGAAUAGAGACCCGUUAGCCUGAAAUGUUUCCUGCUGGGGAACAAUGGUGCGCCUCAGUUUGCUGUAUUUGGGGGCAACUUCCAGACCAGACGCAGCGAUAAUGACCGGGCGUCUACUUCGGGUGAAGACGGUAGUCAAUCAAUCAACCGCAUUCAGGAAGAGUUAGCAAACUGGAAGUAGUAUCUUCCGAUUAACACACGGACGAAGCGACUUUUUUUUCUCUUUUUUUCUCUUUUUUUCUCUUUUUUUCUCUUUUUUCCCCUGUCACUGCUGUCAGUCCUGUUAUUAUUGGCAAAGGCUGGUUUUGGACGUAAUAUAUCUUCAGAUUAACAAACUGUAAAGCUUUCUUUUUUCUUUACUGGCCACCGAGCACAGUUUUCGGCAGAGGCUGGUUUUGGACGUGCACGUGCUGAUUUCAUCCGUUACUUGAUCCGGUAGUGAGAAGGCGCCGGAAAGUUGCAGUUCACCGUUGAGGAAAGCAGAUUUGCUCCCUCCCUCCUGCCGCAUCACUAUAAACCUGUGAGGUCGGAAACAACUGUUAUAGCGGUGUGUUGUCACACUGUUGUGCCCAUCUUCCUGCUUUUUAUCCAGUAGUGGGCAACGACGAGGAGGAAAGCAGAUUUGACCCCUCCCUCCUGCCACAGUUGAUAUCCUUGUCUUGUCCACGGGCAGACAGCGCUGCUGCAAGGGUUAGUCGAACUUAGUAUCACGCCCUGCGGUUGCAAACAUCGAGUGGUGACUUUGCGCGAGCUUCUGCAGUCCAACUGGUCUGUUCUCUCUCAGCGACUUCUGCGACCAACGGGUAAAUCCAAUUGGUUUCUGGAGCUGGAGCCUUCUCUCACCAGUCGACGAUGCUUCUGGUAGCGCUCGCCGCUCGGUACCACGGAACAUGAGUGGCGCUUAACAGCUCUGAAGAGCUCAACGUCAUGUGGCACUUCUCGCUUUCUGCCGUCUCCCAGGUGGAUUUAUGGCGAUGGAAGAAGGUGGUCGAGGGGCAGCGGGUGGAAUGCGCCAGUCACUUUAUUGGAUAUGGUGGGUGUUGCUGGAAAGAGGGUACAAUCCCGAUUGCUCGGCGUCACGAUGCAUGCUUGUGGUAGUGCUCGGUAUCACGGAACGUGAGUGGCGCUUAACAGCUCUGAAGAGCUCAAUGUCAUGUGUCACUUCUCCCUUUCUGCCGUCUCACAGGUGGA
Molecule: messenger RNA, 4210 nt
Organism: Chara braunii
Lineage: Eukaryota; Viridiplantae; Streptophyta; Charophyceae; Charales; Characeae
Source: the annotation of a GenBank genome assembly